UCAACAUUUAGUGCCAGUAAGACUUGCAGCGGCGAAACAGCAAGUGAACCUGCAAGUCUCGAAGACAUGAAAGCCUAUUUGGUUCUCUUCUUCAUUCUCUCUGUCACCUUCACUUCCACCAUCACUCUCUCAAUAAAUCCUUCUUCUUCUUCUUUAUCAGACAUUCAGAAAAAACCAGACAACCAGACCAUAUACAGAAUCUCAAAGCAAUUAUGCUGGGGCUGCUUUGCAGAGUCAGUAGAAUUCUUGUUCGCACACAACCUCGUGAGGGCAUCGAAGUGGGAGUUUCCAUUGAUGUGGGACUUCGAGCUCGAGAGGUACGCGAGGUGGUGGGCGGGUCAGAGGAAGUCGGACUGCAAGCUGCAGCAUUCGUUCCCGGAGGACGACUUCAAGCUCGGAGAGAACAUUUACUGGGGAAGUGGGACAUCGUGGACUCCGACGGACGCCGUGAGAGCAUGGGCUGGCGAAGAGAAAUAUUACACUUAUGUCACCAACACGUGCGAGCCUGGUCAGAUGUGUGGCCAUUAUACUCAGAUUGUGUGGAAGACGACAAGGAGGAUUGGCUGUGCCAGGGUUGUUUGCGACGAUGGAGAUGUGUUCAUGACUUGCAAUUAUGAUCCACCUGGGAAUUAUAUCGGUGAACGACCAUACUGAUAAUAAGCUAUAUAUAAGUAAGCUUUCGGGUUUGAUUAGAGCGUUAAUUAGCUGGUUUUAUAUGUUAGUGUGAACUAAUUAGGAUUGGGGUGUGCGUGAAUUUGUAGGUAUAUCUAUAUAUAUACAUAUAUACUUGUAGGUGGUGGAAAACGAGGGAUUAAUUUCGUCAAUUAAUUUGUGGUUUGAGAAAAUAAUAAUUGAAUGGAAGUAAAAGGGUGUGAAUUAGCACUUGGUUAUUUGAUGGAUUUUAGAUGUGAGAUUGAACUCUGUAUUGAAUGAGUCAAGUCCGUAAUACAAGAUUAAGAUCCAGAGAACGCAAAAUACUUAAUUUCGAAUAUAUAUAUUUUCUCCAGA
Prosopis cineraria is the source of this 1008-nucleotide messenger RNA. Its product is annotated as pathogenesis-related protein PR-1-like. Lineage: Eukaryota; Viridiplantae; Streptophyta; Magnoliopsida; Fabales; Fabaceae. The transcript has a single exon. The record is from RefSeq and is a predicted model, not a curated record. Bases 67 to 654 code for a protein of 195 amino acids. Gene Ontology annotation, cellular component: extracellular region.